GAAUAUUUCCUUCUUCUUGAUCUCCAGCAUAAACUCAUCGACCUUCAUCUUGAAUACCCUUGCUAUAAUAUCAGCACGGUUUGGAUUUUUUCCAGUAAAUUCUCGAAUAAUAUUGAUAGACCGUCAUUUACACAUGUUUUUACCCCCAUUCUUACACCGUUUGAGGUGUUGAUUCUCGUGUUUUAGGCCGAUUUCACGGUAGGUUGUGCUUGUUUGUGAUAUUUCAGGUCCUAGGACGUGAAUGAAGGCUUAGGAGCGAGUCUGGGGUCGAUUGGACGAGGAUCGGACGCAUGGCGAGGUUCUGAGGAAGUCGCACGGGCACACCCACAACCCGCACGGCCGUGCAAUUGACCAGUUUGGCCGUGCGGGAUCGUGCGUGGGCACGCACGGGAUUGUGCGUGGCCACGCACGGCCGUGCAAGUGACCAGUUUGGCCGUGCGGGAUUGUGCGUGGGCACGCACGGGAUUGUGCGUGGCCACGCACGGCCGUGCAAGUGACCAGUUUGGCCGUGCGAGUUGGCUGAGGUUCAACUAAUUGAUACGCCGCGUUUUGAGGUGCACGGCCAGAAUGGUGAUGUGCACGGCCGUGCGAGUCGGGAAUGGCUGUUUUUAACCCAAAUUCGAGCCAAAGGAGGAGGGAGCUGGGUUUUUGGAUCCCAAACACCCAAGGGACGAACCCUAGAGAGAGAGGGCGAUUUGAGGGCAUUCUUGGAGUAGAGAAGGAGGAUUUCUUCGCCUUGGAAGCUCGAGGAACAAGCCCGGACUUGAAGACUGAUCAUCUGAAGAUUCUUACUGCAGUCUCUCUCUUCUCUAUGGAGUAACUUCCCUUCACUUAGGUUUUGAGGAACCCUAGCUAUGUUUGUUUGAUUGGAUGAUUGUAUGAGUACUCUGACUUGAUAAUCUUGAGUUCAUAUUCAAUCUAUGCAUGUUUUCAUGAUUCAAUUUUGCUUUAGUCGAGAUUAUUGAUUCUGCUUUGAUCCUAUGAGAGGGAAUACCUGAUUAGGUCAAUAGAGCACCAUAGAUUGAUAGUAGUGGAUCGAUUGCUUUAGUCGAGGGAGUCUAAUUCAGAACGCCUUGAUCAGUUGUUCUAGAGAAGGAUACGUCCCUCUAGGCAAUUGACUCAAGAGGGCCUUGUUCCUUUAGUCGAGACUCAAGGUCUAGUCAAGGAUUCUCCGCAUUGUGAAUGAAAGUGAAACAGGUUAGAGAUCAUCAAUCAUUAAUCUGGCUAGUGGCUAGGGGGAAUCAUACCUAAGUGAGUUCCCAACCUGUAAUUAGAUUAACUUUAACUGUAGUUUGCUAGAGUAGUUUUAGUUCUUUCAUCUUAAUCUGAUUUGCUAAAUAAUAAACUGAAGUUGAGUAAUAGUAACUCUAGAGACCCGUGGAUUCGAUAUUUAUCACUUGAGCCACUAUACUGCAGUCCCUUUCAUUGGUUACACUUGGCCUUUGUUAGGAGUUGUGUUUUAGAGCAUCAAGUUUUUGGCGCCGUUGCCGGGGACUUUCUAGAGUAUUAGGAAAGGCAGAAGUUUGUUACUUUAGCGUUUUUCGUUUCUUUUCUUUUCCACCCUUGCUUUUCACUUUGGUGUUUUUGUUUUUGUUGGUGCAGAUCUGAAUCAUGGAUCCUAAUGGCUUCUCCAAUCAUUGGGGGUAUCCACCACCAUCUGGGUGGUAUUACCCCGAGACUCCGUGGAGCAAUCAAGGCGGAGAAGACUAUGGAUUCGGGUUCCAGUACCAACCCCCUUACUACGGAGAACAACCGGACCCCUGGGCAUAUCAAGAACAACCUAAUUAUCAAGAAGAAUUUCUCCCACAACCAGAAGGGCCAUCGGCACUGGAGUUACUCAUGGAGCAGUAUGCUCGAGACUGUGAGAGAACAUGCUCCAGGAUGGAUCAGUGUGUCCAGGCCUAUCGUGAAACAGAUGAGAUCCUCCUGAGCCUUAAGAAGAGCGUCGAUGAUCUUGAGCGAUCUUGGGCGCAACCUGCUCCAGAUCACCCUUCUGCUACCAUACAAGAAGAGGAGGAGGAAGAAGAAGGCUACAAGGGCAUUGUGGAACACACUGAAGUUGUCACGGAGAGCUCCCGUGAUGAUCAUGAUCAGGCCUGUCAUGUCGUAGCCGACCACACCUUCCCACACCCCAACCAGAGCUUUGAAGAGGCGGGCAUGAGUGAGGAGAUGCAAGAAGAUCUCGUGAAAGAAAUUGCUUGGCAACUUGCUCUCCAAUCCGUGCUAGAAGAAGAAGAGCAAGAAAGGGUGCAGAAAGAAGUUGUGGAGGAUGACGAAAGUGAAGCUGGAGGAGUUCUUGAUCAUUUCCCAGGGGUGAUACCACAUGAAGAAGGAAGGGAGGUUGAAGAAGCAAUUGGCGUCCAGGCUGAGGACGAAGUUGAGGUGGAACAGGCUUGCACCGGCCAUGAGUUACAGGUGAUAUCUCCACCAAACUUCGAGGAACUGCUUAGCAAGGACCCAUUUGCAGUGUCUCUUUGCCAGACCAAGGCCACCUCGACAUCGGUCCCUCUUGGUGGACGCGAUGGUGGCCAAUCGAUGUUGUCAUAUCUGGUUUGGGGCAAUGAGACGAGAGAAGAGAAGAAGAGGUCUCGAGGGUGGAGACUUCAUCUGCAUCAAGUACAUGAGCCUUCAUCACCUGCCACACCACAUGCUCAUGACUUGCGACUCCACCUCAUCGACGAGAACCUCAACUUCAAGGAGGUUCUAGCAUGGACCGAAACUUAGGAGCCAUCGUCCGGCUCACGACGUGAAAGAAGCGCUUGUUGGGAGGCAACCCAACCAGUCGGUUUGCAUUUUUUUUCUCUAUUUCUCUUCGGUUGAGUCAGUUUUGUUCUUUGAUUUCAGAAUCAAUAACUCAACCUUUGUGAGAUUUUGUGUGGUGUUUGUGUUCUGAUUACUCUCUCUUCCUGGAAUGCACUGCCUGACCCGUACAUCAUCAUUCACCCUUGAUCUGGUAACUUCGUUCUACCCUCCUUAUCUUUCCUCCAUUGAGGACAAUGUCGUGCUUAAGUGUGGGGGGGUGUUCGAUUAUGUAUGCGGGUGAAUGUUUGGCUGUUUGUGUGCUUGGAGCCUAGUCCACUGUCCAAAUUUUUAAAUUUGAGGGCUCCAAGUACGUGUUCCAUGCAAUUGCCUGCUCAGUAUGCUUUGAAUUGACAGUCUUUACAGUAAUAUGCAACCUAGGGAGGUAGUGUAGCACUAUGGAGGAUGUUGAUGCAUUUAAGAAGUCUCAUUUCUUCUUCAUAUAAAGUUGGUUGAUUGAG
This is a messenger RNA of Linum trigynum, 3260 nucleotides long. Lineage: Eukaryota; Viridiplantae; Streptophyta; Magnoliopsida; Malpighiales; Linaceae. The record is from the annotation of a GenBank genome assembly.